UUCUGCAUGCAACUUUUGAUAAUGCAGAAAUGAAAAUUAACAUGGCGCUAUAUCGAGACCACAGAAUUCAAAUGUUAUCAAACAAAAAUGAGUUGAUCAUUGUUUGUUUACUGUCAAAGAAUAAAAAUGCAAUUCCUAGAUGAAUUAACUUGUCCCCAGUGUAAGCGUGAUUUCAUAACUGCCUCGGAAUUAUUGAAGCAUUUUGCGACACAUGUAACAGAGGAAUUCAUCAUAAAUCCAGAUGUUGAAAGGGGUGAACAGAAACAUCAGUUAACUAGAAAGAUGUUACCAGACCUUCGUCCAAUUACAAAAAAAGUUCAUGAUAAAUAUUCAGAGGAAAAUGUGAAUCCAUUAACAUUUUGUGAGGUUACUUUAGAUGAAGGUAAAGCAAAUCAUUUGGACAAAAUUGAGUCAGCUAGGAAAACUAAGAAAUACAAAUGUCUGUAUUGCAAAAAAUGUUUUGGGUGGUCAACAGAUCUGAAAAGACAUCUUUUAUCACAUACGGGAGAAAAACCUUUUAAAUGCAUAUCAUGUAACCUGAGCUAUGCACGAAAAUUCAUUUUACACAAGCACAUCAAUAAAUACCACAAAAAAACUAGAAUUCCCGACUUAAAACCUAUUGAUACAGGAUUUUCAAUUAAACUUCAUAAAAAGAAUAUUUCAUGACAGGAAUUGAUAAUAAGAUACACUAUUCCAAUUUUCACAUAUUUAUGUGGAGGUAGUAGAGCUUAAUGAAUAAGAAGGCAAAAGUACUUUAUUAGAGUAUAUUAUUAAUAAGAUGAGGAUAUUUUUUGACAUGAAUGCUAUAUUUGUACAUAGGUUCAGUUGCUGGAAUUAAUCGCUUAAACAGGUGUCUAAGAAAAGCAUCAUUUCAUUGUCACGUUUGUGUUGUGUGUACACUAAUGGGAUCUCAUUAUUAGAAGAACAAUUAGAACGCAACACAUAUAAGGUUUAUAUACAAAUUUGGUAUAUUUUUAGACUAAAAUUAUGCCAUUCAUUACAUGAAAGGUUCAGCAAUGAAGUGAUGCUUGUGAGAUGAGUUUAUACUAAAACUACUAUAUAAUUCCUUUGAAUAUAGAUUUAUAAUUUACUGUCUUCCUGGUGCUCUCAAAAUCUCUUUUUAUUGUCCAAAUGUCAUUUGUCUUCCACCCUAUACUUCAAAAAAACAUUUGUGAUGUCAUUUUUUAUAGUGCCUGUAUACUAGUCAUACUGCCAAAAAAAGUAUUUUCAAUGAAUAUUGAUUGUAAUUUGUAAAGAAAGUGCCUAAUAGAAUAUUUCUUUUAUCA
Messenger RNA from Coccinella septempunctata (seven-spotted ladybird), 1286 nucleotides. RefSeq names its product zinc finger protein Xfin-like. The record is from RefSeq and is a predicted model, not a curated record. The coding region runs from base 127 to 666 and encodes 179 amino acids. The transcript is spliced from 2 exons. NCBI's taxonomy places the organism in Eukaryota, Metazoa, Arthropoda, Insecta, Coleoptera, Coccinellidae. Gene Ontology annotation, molecular function: DNA-binding transcription factor activity; RNA polymerase II cis-regulatory region sequence-specific DNA binding. Gene Ontology annotation, biological process: regulation of transcription by RNA polymerase II.